This is a messenger RNA of Syzygium oleosum, 575 nucleotides long. RefSeq lists its product as uncharacterized. The record is from RefSeq and is a predicted model, not a curated record. The transcript has a single exon. Bases 78 to 407 code for a protein of 109 amino acids. Lineage: Eukaryota; Viridiplantae; Streptophyta; Magnoliopsida; Myrtales; Myrtaceae.
UCCGCCAAACACUAGCCUACAUCAGAGUCUCCCCAAUCGCUCCACUCUCUCUCUCUCUCCCCCCCACUCGCGAAAUCAUGCCGGGUGCAGAGAAACCCUUGACGGCGGCGACUGCCGCCCUCCGCCGCCGGCUCUUCUCGUCCUCGUCCGGACCCAGCCGGUGGGCGACGCCGGGCCACGAGGAGCGCCCUAAGGGCUACCUGUUCAACCGGGCCCCGCUGCCGGCCGGCCAGUCCCGCAAGUGGGAGGACUGGGAGCUCCCGUGCUACGUCGCCAGCUUCCUGACGAUCGUGAUCCUCGGCGUGGGGCUCAACGCGAAGCCCGAUCUCACCAUCGAGACCUGGGCCCACCAGAAGGCCCUCGAGCGGCUGCAGGUGGAGCAGCAACAGAUGGGCGAAUCCGACUGAUUAGGGUUUUGGAGGGCAAUUGGAGUAAGUUCGAGUUGAGUUUUGAGCUCUUCUUCCUUUUUGUUUUCCUUGCUGGGGGAACUGAGGUUCGAUGGGGUUUGACUUUUGGCCUCCGUGUCGAAUGUUGAUAUAAUGUUAGCUCAAUAAUCAUCUAUUUGAUGUUCGAAA